AUGCCGUUCCACUCCACCCACCAUCACCACCAAGGCUCCCAGAGCGCGCAGCACACGCCGGCGGGGGCCAUCUACCAAGCCGCGCAGGCCCUGGGCUCCAUUGGGGCGCCUACGGGAAACCUCCGCGUCGCAACCACGGGAACGACGAGUGCAGGAACGGAUGCUCUGCUCCCAGAUAGCGGAAACGCGUCUGGGUUGCAGUCCGCUGGAGGCCACAGUGCUCCCUCGACGGCUUCGGGCUUACCUGGCUCCUUCGACCAAGCCCACCACCGUGCGCCUACAUUGGGUCGCAUGCCAGAGGAGCUGCAUAUAUCUACCUCGACGGCGCAGCAACCGCUCCAUCAGCACCACCAGCAGCAGCAGAUGUACCAUUCACCGGACCAAUAUUCGGCAGGCGCUGCACCAGCCGUCAACCUCCACCAGACUACAUCUCAGGCAGGUCAGUUCGCCGACACAUCCUCAUCUGCGGCGCUUCCUGGUAGCUUGCAGCCUGGAGGCACCUCUCAGCACCAGCAGCAACGCCCGGGCCCCUCCUCCGCAUACACCGCACCCUCGACAGUCCCUACGAUGCCCCAACUCAACACCAACGCCCAGCAAUACACCCUCCCUACACGUACCAGCACCAUGACUCAACAGCAACAGCAUUCCUCGUCGCAUAACUACUCGCGGUCAAGCCCGGCAGGCCUGGGUCCCGACCAGAAGUACAUUCCUUUCUCCAACACUCCCGAGAACAGUCAAAAGUACCUCGCCGGCACUCCCGCUCAGAAAUACUACCCCACUACUCCCUCGGGCGCUGCAUCCAAUUCUCCCCUCGGUCUUGCUGAUAUUCGCCCUCGCGCCAACUCGAGUCUGAAUGAGGACGGCAUGGGCGCCGCCACCUUUUUCAACGAUGGCGAUCGAGCGCCUUCCAACAGCAAUUACCUAGCUCCUUGGGGCGUCUAUGCAUUCGACUGGUGCAAGUGGCAUGUGAAUGGCGGGAACAGCGCGGGGAAAAUGGCGGUUGGAAGCUACCUUGAGGAUACCCACAACUUUAUCCAAAUUCUCGACACCCACAUCACUCCUCAGGACGUUUCCGCGCCUGGCUCAACCCCAUACGGCCUCGAAUACACACGAAUAGCCGAAGCGACAUGUUCAUACCCAGUCACUAGGAUACUCUGGGAGCCUCCAGCGUCCAACAAACAGUCCACGGACCUCCUUGCGACCUCCGGCGACCACCUGCGGCUGUGGUCUCUGCCUCCGCCCUCUGGAUCCACCGCCAGUAAUACCAUUACAAGAUCAUCGUCAGUCAAUACGCGAGAACCUCCGCCGCAGAAGCUCACCCCGCUCGCGCUCCUCUCGAAUUCCAAAACCCCAGAGCACACGGCCCCUCUGACAUCACUGGAUUGGAAUACGAUGUCACCCAAGCUCAUCAUAACUUCGAGCAUAGACACGACUUGCACCAUUUGGGAUAUACCCACGUUGACGGCGAAGACCCAACUCAUCGCACAUGACAAGGAAGUAUUCGACGUUCGCUUCUGUGCGGGCAGCGUCGAUGUGUUUGUAAGCUGUGGUGCUGAUGGCAGUGUGCGCAUGUUUGAUCUCCGGAGCUUGGAGCACAGUACCAUUAUCUACGAGCCAUCAGAAAAGCUGAUUAGCGAUAGAGACAGGAGCUCCCCGUCCGGGCGUAUGUCCCCGACCAAGGCACAGCAAACAAUGUCUUAUGCCCCGCCGCUACUUCGGCUUGCUGCCUCGCCGCACGACUCGCAUCUGCUCGCAACUUUCGCUGCCGAUUCUUCGUUGAUUCGCGUCCUGGACGUCCGCCAACCGGGGCAAGCUCUCCUUGAGCUCCGUGGCCAUUCGGCGGCUGUCAACUCCAUCGAGUGGAACCCGUCCCGGCGAGGGAUGCUCGCAUCAGGCGCCGAUGACCACCUGGUGCUCAUCUGGGACUUGCUACAUGCGGAGAAUUCUGCAACGAUAAGUGAGAGCACGCCCGGGGGAGCGCAGGCCAGCACCCCAAGGAGCGCGCAUCCAACCAAUGGAUCGCAACGGAGUGAACAGGUCAGUCAGAAGGGGCCGUAUGCGAGCUGGAAAUGUGAUUACGAGGUUGGCAACAUCAGCUGGGCACCACAGAGUGUGCUCACGUCGCAAGGAGGGGAAUGGGUGGGUGUUGCUGGCGGACGAGGAAUAUGGGGUGUCAAGCUAUGA
This is a messenger RNA of Westerdykella ornata, 2184 nucleotides long. Its product is annotated as WD40 repeat-like protein. Gene Ontology annotation, cellular component: nucleus. Gene Ontology annotation, molecular function: protein binding. The transcript has 4 exons. NCBI's taxonomy places the organism in Eukaryota, Fungi, Ascomycota, Dothideomycetes, Pleosporales, Sporormiaceae. The record is from RefSeq and is a predicted model, not a curated record. The coding region runs from base 1 to 2184 and encodes 727 amino acids.